ACCCGCGUGAUCGGGUCACGUGGUCUGUCGCAUAAAUACAGAGGAGCCGCUUCUCUCAAUCAGUUUGUUCAUCAGUCACCCAAAGACACCCCAUUCUAGACAUAAACCAGCAGCCCGAGGGUUGAAGUUCACACCUCCAGCUGACGAACCCCUGGCAGACAAUAUGUGGCAUUCAGCCUUUCUCUUACUGGCUGCCAGCUUGUCUGUAAGCCUAGCCAGACCCCGUUUCACACCCAUGUCCAGUGAGCUGGUCAACUACAUCAACAAGGUCAACACUACUUGGACGGCUGGUCACAACUUCCAUAAUGUUGACUACAGUUAUGUCAAGAGACUCUGUGGUACGCUGCUGAAGGGACCGAAGCUGCCAGUCAUGGUUCAGUAUGCUGGAGACCUGAAGCUGCCUAAGAACUUUGACUCCAGAGAGCAGUGGCCCAAUUGUCCCACUCUGAAGGAAGUCAGAGACCAAGGCUCCUGUGGCUCCUGCUGGGCAUUUGGCGCUGCAGAGGCCAUCUCUGACAGAGUGUGUAUCCACAGCAAUGCCAAGGUCAGCGUGGAGAUCUCCUCAGAGGAUCUGCUGACCUGCUGCGAGAGCUGUGGCAUGGGAUGUAACGGUGGCUACCCUUCAGCUGCCUGGGACUUCUGGACCCGUGAGGGGCUGGUCUCUGGCGGUCUCUAUGACUCCCACAUUGGUUGUCGGCCUUACACCAUCCCCCCCUGUGAACACCAUGUGAAUGGCAGCAGACCCUCCUGCUCUGGAGAAGGAGGAGAUACACCCCAGUGCGUCAAGCAGUGUGAAGCUGGAUACACACCUAGCUACAAAGGAGACAAGCACUUUGGUAAAACGUCUUACACCGUGCUGGCAGACGAGAAGCAGAUUCAGAGCGAGAUAUCCAAGAAUGGCCCAGUAGAGGCCGCCUUCACCGUCUUUGAAGAUUUUGUGCUGUACAAGUCUGGUGUGUAUCAGCAUGUGUCUGGGUCUGCCGUCGGGGGCCAUGCCGUCAAGAUCCUGGGCUGGGGAGAAGAGGGCGGUGUUCCCUACUGGCUCUGUGCCAACUCCUGGAACACUGACUGGGGUGACAACGGAUUCUUUAAGUUCUUGCGGGGAUCUGAUCACUGUGGUAUUGAGUCUGAAAUUGUGGCGGGGAUUCCCAAAUAAAUUCUAAGAUCUCGGCUGCAGGGUUGGUACUUAAUCUGAAGAGAGCGACACACAAAUGCCUGUUUUUCAAACUCUGAGAGCUACUUGGGCUUUUAAAUUAUUUUUUUUUAGAUAAAGCCCUCUGAUCACCUUGCACACUAUGUAUGUGGGUUUUAUUUUGACAAUAGCCAAAAACGACUCUGGCGCAACAGUUUUAUUGACGUUAUGUAUGAGGGUCUUAUACCUUCGCCUCUUACAUUGAUGCUAAUGAAGUUUGCACAGUAAGAAAAUGUUUUUUUAAUGUUUUAUGUGCAUUCAAUUUUUCCGGGAGAUUUGAUGCACGUUGUUACAUUUUCAGCAUGAGCAGAGUCUUGGAGCAAAACAGCUUGAGAUACAUUACAAGACUGCCUAGUACAGCAAAGACUGUUAGAAGUAACACAGCUUUCAUAUUUGAUAUUUCUCUUCAACAUUAUUCCUGUGCCUCAAAUGCCACCAUAAUGUUAGGAUCUACGGAUUUGUGAUGGGAUGUUUUUAUUGUUUGCCUGUACGAAUCGAAAUAUUGCCACAUAACUGUUCUGAAGUUAAUAAAGCAAUAUGGUUCCCAA
This is a messenger RNA of Pungitius pungitius (ninespine stickleback), 1740 nucleotides long. It is a transcript of the gene ctsba, whose product is annotated as cathepsin Ba. The record is from RefSeq and is a predicted model, not a curated record. Lineage: Eukaryota; Metazoa; Chordata; Actinopteri; Perciformes; Gasterosteidae. Gene Ontology annotation, biological process: regulation of catalytic activity. Gene Ontology annotation, molecular function: cysteine-type endopeptidase activity. The coding region runs from base 164 to 1156 and encodes 330 amino acids. Gene Ontology annotation, cellular component: lysosome. The transcript is spliced from 11 exons.